UUCAACAUGGCGUAAAAGUGAUAAGUAUCGUUGUCGAGCAUAUUCAUGUAUUUUUAUUAGCCACGACUAUAUAGAUUGUCGCCGUGAAGAAUUACUUUGUGAUCUGCAUGUUUUUGUAUCCAUGGAAUUCAAAAACGUUGUGUAUAUUGCCGCUCGUGAUGGCAAGUUGAGACGCUUGCGUAUUUUCCUUGAUCAUCGCUCCAGGGAGGCUGUGAAAGUGUUGGUAUCUUCACUCACAAGCGACGCAACUCCUCUCUUAGCGGCUGCAAGAAACGGACACCAUGACAUAGUCGAGUACCUAGUCAAAGAAUGCGACGCUUCUGUGACACAAGUGGGCUCAGUGACGUUCGAUGGUGAAACUAUAGAAGGGGCGCCACCGUUGUGGUGCGCUGCCGCCGCUGGACAUUUGAACAUUGUUAAAUUACUCCAUCAGAACGGUGCUUCUGUAAAUGGUACUACCUACACAAACUCCACUCCACUGAGGGCAGCAUGUUUUGAUGGACACAUGGAUAUAGUCAAAUACUUGGUUGAGAACAAUGCCGAUAUAGAAGUGGCAAACAGGCAUGGGCAUACCUGCCUAAUGAUAUCGUGCUAUAAGGGACAUUAUGAUAUUGCAAAAUUUCUCAUUCAGUUAGGUGCCGAAAUCAAUAGGAAGAGUUUAAAAGGAAACACGGCCAUGCAUGACUGCGCAGAGUCGGGGAGCUUGGACAUCAUGCAGCUGCUGCUGACGCACGGCGCCAAGAUGACGGUCGACUCGUACGGCAUGUCGCCGCUGCUCGCCGCCGCCGUCACAGGCCACACGCCGAUCGUCGAGUACCUCGUCAAGCGAGCGGAGGUGAGCCGGCAGGAGCGCAUCGACGCGCUCGAGCUGCUCGGAGCAACGUUCGUCGACAAGAAGCGCGACAUGAUGGGCGCGCUCAAGUACUGGCGUCGCGCGAUGGAGGAGCGAUACGCCGACGCAGCGUGCCUCGUCCGCAAGCCCGUCACCGUCUCGCAGAUCGCCGCCUACGAGAACACGCAGGAGGUGACGACGAUGGAGCAGCUCGACGAGCUGAUCGCCGACCCGGACGAGAUGCGCAUGCAGGCGCUGCUGCUGCGCGAGCGCAUCCUCGGCCCCGCGCACCCGGACACGUCCUACUACAUCCGCUACCGCGGCGCCGUCUACGCCGACAUGGGCAACUUUGAGCGCUGCGUCUCGCUGUGGAUGUACGCGCUCGACAUGCAGCAGGAGAUGCUCGACCCGCUGUGCCCGAUGACGCAGAGCAGCUUCCUGUCGUUCGCCGAGCUGUUCGCGUUCAUGCUGAACGAGACGCGCUUCUCGCGCGGCCAGUGCGUCAACUUCGACGACGUCAUGGUCAUCUUCCGCAAGGCGGUGCACGAGGUGGAGCGCGGCGCGGCGCACCUGAAGACGCUCACCGUGCUCGAGAAGGACGCGACGCACUUUGGCCGCACGCUCGUCAUCACGAUCCACCUCGUGUGCAUCCUGUGCCGCGUGCAGUCGCAGACGACGCGGCCGCAGGAGCACGCGCUCAAGCAGGCCGUCUACAACUUCCUGCGGCUGAAGGUGACGGGCCCGCGCGACUGGACGCCGCUGCACUACGCGUGCAGCAAGCAGACGUCGACGGUCGGCCGCUACCCGGUCUGCGGCUUCCCGUCGCUCGACGUCGUCACGCUGCUGCUGGAGGUCGGCGCGGCGACGGACGCCCCGGACGCCGAGGGCAACACGCCGCUGCACGUUGCCGCCGUCAACACAACGAACGGCAACGUCGAGAUCAUGAAGGCGCUGCUGAACGGCGGUGCGCACCUCGACGUGUGCAACAACGAGCACAAGACUGCCAUGGAGCUGCUGCAGGGCGCCGCGACAUGCGUGGCGAUCUGCCCGAUGAGACACACGUCGCUGCAGUGCCUAGCGGCGCGCAUGAUCAUGCACAGUGAUAUCCCGUACAAAGGGCACUUGCCAAAGCGAACAGAGGCAUUUGUGGAAAUGCACUGAGAUUCAGCAGUCUCUGGUCAGUACAUUCUUUUCGUACGAUCCGCCGGUGCCUGUCAGCCAAGUACUGACAGUGUGGGAUUUUUUUGAAUGUGUCUGAGACACUGCUGAAGUAAUGUAGGCUGUUCUUAUGUUGAACUACAUUGACUCGUAUGUGCAACGAGGAUUAAAAUCGAUUGAUUGAGAUGGCAUCUCAUUGCAUUCACGUGCUGUUACGGUUACAUGACCGUACAUUGUUUGUGUUAUAAAUGUGUUAUUUCAUAUGCUUUAAUGACAUGUAUAGUAUUUAAAAGUUUCACAUUCAUAUAUACACAUCUAAGAUUAAGGUUGGUGUGAAUAGCGAUACUGGGCAGUGGGCACGUAAGUGAGGUGUACCAUGUAUAGUGUCGAUGCUUACAGAAUUGAGCAACGAGUAUAAAUUUUUAGGAAAAUGUAGUGCAUGAUAGAGUUGAUUAUUUGCAAAUCAAUAAGAAGAGUGUUAGUUUUACAAAGUAAAAGUAGUGGGCAUAACUAGCGGUUGAAUUUUAAUUAAAACAAAUAUCAAAUACACGAUGUUAAUAACAUCAUUCAGAAAAUUUGUAUGAUCAAACAUUGGUCAUAGAGAAGUGCAAAAAUGUAAACAAUAAUUGACGAUUGAUUAAAUCGAAUGGACUUUUAUGCUCUUUCACUUGCACUCACAUACUAAAUUGUUCAUAUUUUCUCUUGGAAACUGAAGUGAUUUUUCACUAUCAAAUGUCUGAUUAAUUACUAGUAUACAUGAAUCAAUUGGCAUUUGGUAUAAUAUACAUAUAUGAUGUAUUAGCACAGUUACUACAAGGAACCCUAAAAAGAAAUACAUGCUUUAGUGGGAGGGAGGAAGAGAUUUUGACUAUUCAAUCUGUGAAGAUUAUAAAUAUCAUUGGUAUAUGAAUGUGUAAUUGUUUUCACCGAUUUAUUGAUAUUAAAGUAGUUGAUGAUUUAAAUGACAUUGAAAUUGUGUUAAUUUAAAAUGAAUAAAAUGGAAGACAAUUUGUCUAAAUUUA
Messenger RNA from Priapulus caudatus, 3012 nucleotides. RefSeq names its product protein fem-1 homolog C-like. The record is from RefSeq and is a predicted model, not a curated record. The coding region runs from base 122 to 1993 and encodes 623 amino acids. Gene Ontology annotation, molecular function: protein binding. NCBI's taxonomy places the organism in Eukaryota, Metazoa, Priapulida, Priapulimorpha, Priapulimorphida, Priapulidae. The transcript has 2 exons.